Molecule: messenger RNA, 1002 nt
Organism: Aspergillus terreus NIH2624
Lineage: Eukaryota; Fungi; Ascomycota; Eurotiomycetes; Eurotiales; Aspergillaceae
Product: FAD-dependent oxidoreductase
Exons: 2
Coding region: 1-1002 (333 amino acids)
Molecular function (GO): monooxygenase activity; FAD binding
Source: RefSeq, a predicted model, not a curated record
AUGUCAGCCACAACUCUUCCCAACGUCUCCGUAGCCAUCAUCGGCGCCGGCAUCGGCGGUCUGACCCUCGGUGCAUUCCUCCGCCGUCUGGGGAUCCCCUUCGUUAUCCUGGAGCGAACAGCAGUCCUCACGCCCCUGGGGGCCGGGAUCUCCCUAGCGCCCAACUGUCUCGCCGCGCUAGAGCAACUAGGUCUCUAUGAGACGAUCCGCCAGAACGCGCAGGAAUUACGAGGGAUCAACGUGUACCGCGAGAAGCGCUGCUGGGGGACCAUUGACUUUGGGCUCGCGAAGCAGUGGUUCGGGUACAAUGUGCUUUCGAUCGAGAGAUACGAAUUCCAUCGGUAUUUGUACGAGGCGGCCGGCGGCGCGGGCGUAGUCCAGUUGGGGUGGGAUGUUGCCCGCAUCGAGGGCCUUGAGAAUGCCGACGGUGACCUACGGGUCAUUAGCGCUGAUGGUCGAGAGGUCCAUACUGAUAUCGUUGUCGGAGCAGACGGUAUCCGGAGUGUCACUCGGAGGAUUCUAUCGCGGUCAAUGGGCCUCCAGCCCGAAAACACCAUCCGGUUUACCGGCCGCGUGCACAUGUCCGGCUACACAAAGCCGCUGUCUCACUUGUCGACGACCGACCUCGGCAUCGGCCAUUGGAUGCUCUACAACGAUUGCAUCCUUACCACAUGGCCGUGCAAAGAGAACCGGCAGUGGUUCAUCGGCGUCAAGGCCGCACCUCCUGAUGAAAAGAGCCCUGAUCGCUCCGUGUGGAAGGGCGCAACGUCCGAUACAGUGAACGCGGUGUAUGGAAGCAGGUUCCAUCCGUUCGGGGAGGAUGGGACUGUCGAAGCGAGUAUGUAUGCCAUCCCAGCACCUGCGAUUGCCGGUAACUCAAGGGAUGAUAAGUUGUCAAUAAUUCCGAACGCGUCGUCGCUAGCAACGUCUUCGAGGAAGCCGACUUCCCGCACAUGGUUCGGGGCCGAGUGGCGCUCCUGGGUGAUGGUAUACAGAACUUGA